AGAGAAAGCGCGCCGUCCGCGCAGUCUCUUCCCGCUCGGCCGCCUCGCUCCGGCCGUUUCGCGCGCUUUUCUGACAGUUCCUGUGUUGCUACACGACGAAAUUAGUGAAUUAAUCAAAAAUGAAAAUAAGAUGGUGUGUAUUGUUGGGCGCGGUGCUGGUACUCGCCGCGGCUGCCUCCGAGGAAAGCGAGGAUGGUGUGCCUGACGCAGGAGUCGACGGUGACGAGGAACUGGCUUUAAAUGAAGAGGAAACAAGAAAUCUCCGUCCGCGAGCGUAUACUCCGGCAGCUUUCUCCAAUGCGUUACCGAGCGGGUUCCGGCCGACGCCGUCGCUGGCUGAGCUGGCUGGCUACCAACAGCGGCCGCAAGAGCAGCAGGAGUACGUCGUGGUACCCACCAGGCAAUACGAGGAUCAACGACCACAGCAAAGAGCGCCGCAUAGAAAACCACAAGACCAACGUCCAGUUAAACUGCAGCAGCAACAGAUCCAGGAAACAAUAGAAGAGGAAGAAGAAGAAGAGAAAGAGGAACCAGACCGUCUGUCGCAGCUGCUGCAGCAGUCCAAGUUCAACUGCGUCAGCAAACAGACCGGCUACUACGCGGAUGAGGAGCUCAACUGCGAGGUCUUCCACUACUGCCAGGAUAAUGUCAAGCACUCUUGGAUCUGUCCUGAAGGAUUCAGCUUCCACCAGGUGCACCUGAUCUGCAUGCCGGCGACGCAGGAGAACAUCUGCCAGAGGUCAUCGAAGUACCACUUCGUGAACGACUACCUGUACCGGCCCAUCAACCAGGAGGAGGUGCAGCGCAAACCCAACGUCUCCCUCAAGUACUCCGACAGGUUUUACCCCGCGGAGGUCUACAGGGACGACAGAUAUGAACAGGAAGAAGAAGAGGAAGAGGAUGAUCGUCGCACAGCCGCGCCUCAGCCUCAGCGUGCGGUACCUCGCCCGCAGCAGCCCCAGGUGUUCCGUGCCCCCGAGGAGGUGAACAUCCCGCUGGUACAGCGCCGCCCGCAGCGCCCUUAUGAAUUUGACUUCUAAACUUCUAACAAAUGUUAAGUGAAACUGGAUUUUAACCAGAAAUAUUAGCGCCUGAUUAAAUAAAACAGCAAUAUCAAAAAGACAUAACCUUGAAUAUUUUAGCUGCAGUUUAAAACGCAUUUCAUGUUCUUUAUAAUCUGUCACUUGAUUUAAAUAUGGCGGCGACCUUUCAACGUUACCGGUGCUAUUUAUAAAAAUUUAAUUUUAACACAGAGUUGAUUACUUGAUAAUUAAGAUUAAACGUUAUUUAUCUGUACAAUAAAAUAAUCAUUCGUUUUAAGUUACAAAUUAGUUGUAAGCUAGUCUUCGAUGUAAUGUUAGGAUAAAUAAAAGACAAUUCUAGUA
This is a messenger RNA of Papilio polytes (common Mormon), 1385 nucleotides long. RefSeq names its product transcription factor SPT20 homolog. Bases 120 to 1040 code for a protein of 306 amino acids. Gene Ontology annotation, cellular component: extracellular region. Gene Ontology annotation, molecular function: chitin binding. Lineage: Eukaryota; Metazoa; Arthropoda; Insecta; Lepidoptera; Papilionidae. The transcript has 6 exons. The record is from RefSeq and is a predicted model, not a curated record.